Messenger RNA from Thermochaetoides thermophila DSM 1495, 1344 nucleotides. Its product is annotated as arginyl-tRNA-protein transferase-like protein. Gene Ontology annotation, cellular component: cytoplasm. NCBI's taxonomy places the organism in Eukaryota, Fungi, Ascomycota, Sordariomycetes, Sordariales, Chaetomiaceae. The coding region runs from base 1 to 1344 and encodes 447 amino acids. Gene Ontology annotation, molecular function: arginyl-tRNA--protein transferase activity. Gene Ontology annotation, biological process: protein arginylation. The record is from RefSeq and is a predicted model, not a curated record. The transcript has 2 exons.
AUGGACCCUCCGGUCAGACCCACCCCCGACGAUGAGGCUGCAGACCCCUACUCCUACCUCUUCCCUAUCGGGUUCUCUUACUAUGCCAUAGCAACUCAUCUGAAGCCCGAGUUCUAUCAAAAGCUGGUAGACCGUUGUUGGAGACGAUCCGGAACCCUUCUGUACCGGCCGAAUCCAAGGCACUCGUGUUGCCCACAUUACACGCUGCGCUUGGAUUCAACCAAAAUCAAGCUCACAAAGGAUCAGAGGCAAGCCAUCAACCGCUUCAAUCGGCACAUCCUUGGGUGUGAUUAUGUGGCCAAUGUGAAUCGCCUUUAUCCCCGGACUCGGGCAGAGAAGCGAAGACGUCACAAUGUCUUUGACCUUGUCGAGAGAAUACACGAGUCUGAAGCUCAAUACGUCAAACCAUCUCCAAUCCCAGACCAUGAGUUUACAGUGACUCUAGAACCAGACACGUUUACCGAAGAGAAGUACGAAGUUUUCGAAAACUACCAGCGUGUUGUACACCGCGAGCCUCCGGACAAGAUCUCGCGCCGUGGCUUCCGCCGUUUUUUGUGCAACUCUCCGAUCGUUCGGGGGACGUACCGGGACUAUGACGGCUCGCAACGACCUCUGGGGUCGUACCACAUGUGCUACCGCAUCGAUGGCAAACUUGUUGCUGUGGGCGUGCUUGACCUGUUGCCGGAAUGUGUUAGCGCAGUCUACUUCCUAUACCACGAGUCCAUUCACUGGCUCAAUCCGGGAAAGCUGGGCGCGCUGCGCGAAAUAGCUUUCGCUCGCGAAUAUGGCUAUCGCUGGUGGUAUCCCGGCUACUACAUCCACAGCUGUCCGAAGAUGAAGUAUAAGAUAGACUAUCGCCCUCAAAACGUUCUGGACCCGGAGACGCUGCAGUGGUAUCCGCUCACCAAGGAGACCCUCGAGCUGUUUGACAAGGGCCCCUAUGUUUCCUUCUCUAGAUGGACUGCAGAGCCAGGUGAUGACACCCCUCCAAAGCCCAAGAAGCCCAAGCAGCCCGAGUUCGACUCGGACGUUUCGACUAACUCGAACGAGAGCCAAGCCGAAGAGGAGAAAGAGGAAGCGUUCCUUCUGACCUCCUCCAUGCCCGGCAUCCCGACCCUCGAGGAAAUGCGCCGCAUCAAUAUGGACCAUAUUGUCCUGCGGUCGGAUUACUCGGACCGCUUCAUAGUCGCGUCGAACCUGGUGGUGUGGUCACGCGAAGACAUUGGGCAGCAUCACUCGCUCAAGGCCAGUAUCGCUGAGCUGGUGGCUGCCAUAGGCCCGGAUUUGAUCCCAGAGUUGUGUGUCGACUUCAGGAAGAGGGAGCGGAGCUCGGGAUCGGAUUGA